Messenger RNA from Fusarium redolens, 384 nucleotides. RefSeq lists its product as uncharacterized. Bases 1 to 384 code for a protein of 127 amino acids. Lineage: Eukaryota; Fungi; Ascomycota; Sordariomycetes; Hypocreales; Nectriaceae. The transcript has 2 exons. The record is from RefSeq and is a predicted model, not a curated record.
AUGGCUCUAGAAAGCUUUUCCCUGCAAAUGAGUGAUGUCUCCUCAAGCUUCGUCGAACUCAUGUACGAAGCCAACAAGCGCGGCAACCUCGCAGGCUGGCCUGAAGCCUCCAAACUACAGUCCUUUCGACAGGACUUCAACUCUUGGGUCCGAGAUCACGGUAUGAAACUCGACUCAAGGAUUUCCAGUUCUACUCCGAGCUAUCCUAACGAACAUGCCGUCAAACGAUCUGCGAUCAAGCUAACACUUUCCACCCUGAACUCCCAAAUCCAGCUGCUUAAGCAGGAUUAUAGUGAUGGCCCUGGCGUACGCACGGCAUCGGGGGCGCAGAGUAAUGCAAGUAGCGUUGAGAGGAGCUUGACCGGUCUUUCGAGGCGGUCUUAA